AUGCUGCGUAGUGCGCUCUCAGCUUUAUUUGCCAUUGGGAGAAGACAUAACAUUUUGGAUAACAACUGCAGUUCGCGUCGGCUGUAUCGCUCUAGGCAAAGUAGUACUAUGAGUACUCAGUCGUUGACAGCGUGUCAUGCGAAAGUCGCUGAGCGCAAAGUUGUCAUGCAGGCGCUGCUGGUGGUGACAGUAGCGGUACGUCUUCUCCCUGCACGGCUGUCUUCGAACAUACAGUUACCGAUAUAUGGUGGGCAUGGGGUUGGAGUCGACGCUCAUGCUGUCAGGCGGCCCCAGGGGCGUGUGGGGGGUGCAUCGGCUGAUGGUAGACUCGCUGCGAGACAUCUGCGAGCCCUCCUUGCCGCCGCCGACCUCUGCCCCCUUGCAUUGCAUCUCGUGUCGCCUCAUUCUGCUCCUACGCUUAGCAACGGCAUCUUAUCUCCCUACAAACAUCUUAUCUGUAACGAAAAGUUCAUACGCCUCCGCCGCACACCGACCCACACAUAUACAACCCCACAAGUCAACUCAAGGAUAGGACACGGCGGGUUUAGUUAA
This is a messenger RNA of Spodoptera exigua (beet armyworm), 552 nucleotides long. The record is from the annotation of a GenBank genome assembly. NCBI's taxonomy places the organism in Eukaryota, Metazoa, Arthropoda, Insecta, Lepidoptera, Noctuidae.